UAUAAUACCACUUUCUCAGUGCCUUGAAAUUGGUUUUUCUGUGUGAGAUACUGAAAACGAAGUAAAAACUGUGCGAUGUCUGGACGAGGAAAGGGUGGCAAAGGACUUGGCAAAGGAGGCGCUAAGCGCCACCGUAAAGUCCUUCGCGACAACAUCCAGGGUAUUACCAAGCCCGCUAUCCGCCGUUUGGCUCGCCGUGGCGGCGUCAAGCGUAUUUCGGGUCUAAUUUACGAGGAGACUCGUGGCGUGCUGAAGGUGUUCCUGGAGAACGUCAUCCGCGAUGCUGUGACCUACACCGAGCACGCCAAGAGGAAGACUGUGACCGCAAUGGACGUGGUGUAUGCGCUGAAGCGUCAGGGUCGCACCCUGUACGGAUUCGGCGCGAAGUCCGCACCCAAGAAGGGCUCCAAGAAAGCGGUCACUAAGACCGCUGGAAAGGGAGGCAAGAAGCGUAAGAGGUCAAGGAAGGAGAGCUAUGCUAUCUACGUGUACAAGGUGCUGAAGCAGGUCCAUCCCGACACCGGUAUUUCUUCCAAGGCUAUGGGCAUCAUGAACUCCUUCGUGAACGACAUCUUCGAGCGCAUCGCCGGAGAGGCUUCCCGUCUUGCCCACUACAACAAGAGGUCAACCAUCACCUCCAGGGAGAUCCAGACUGCCGUGCGCCUUCUGCUCCCUGGUGAGCUGGCCAAGCACGCCGUUUCUGAGGGCACCAAGGCUGUGACCAAGUACACCAGCUCCAAGCUUCUGCGGAAAGGCAAUUAUGCUGAGCGUGUUGGCGCCGGAGCUCCAGUGUAUCUGGCUGCCGUGCUCGAGUAUCUGACGGCCGAAAUUCUCGAGCUGGCUGGCAACGCUGCUCGGGACAACAAGAAGACUCGCAUAAUUCCUCGUCACUUGCAGCUGGCUGUACGUAACGACGAAGAGCUGAACAAGCUUUUGGGCGGUGUCACUAUCGCUCAGGGCGGCGUGUUGCCUAACAUCCAGGCCGUGCUGCUGCCGAAGAAGACCGAGAAGGCCGUCAAGGGAAAAUGGAGAUAUGCCAUAUUCUUUUUUUGUGACGAGAGCAAGUGUAGUAAAAUGUCUGGACGAGGAAAAGGUGGUAAAGGACUUGGCAAAGGGGGCGCUAAGCGUCACCGUAAAGUUCUUCGCGACAACAUCCAGGGUAUUACCAAGCCCGCUAUCCGCCGUUUGGCUCGCCGUGGUGGUGUCAAGCGUAUCUCUGGCCUUAUUUACGAGGAGACUCGUGGCGUGCUGAAGGUGUUCCUGGAGAACGUCAUCCGCGAUGCUGUGACCUACACCGAGCACGCCAAGAGGAAGACUGUGACCGCCAUGGACGUGGUGUAUGCUCUGAAGCGUCAGGGUCGCACCCUGUACGGGUUCGGCGGCUAAACAUUUUUUGCUUAAUCAAAUUAAAUCCAAAGGCUCUUUUAAGAGCCGCCCAAUUCAUCUCUAAA
Messenger RNA from Brienomyrus brachyistius, 1451 nucleotides. RefSeq lists its product as uncharacterized. Bases 76 to 1386 code for a protein of 436 amino acids. The record is from RefSeq and is a predicted model, not a curated record. Gene Ontology annotation, cellular component: nucleosome. Gene Ontology annotation, biological process: nucleosome assembly. Gene Ontology annotation, molecular function: DNA binding; protein heterodimerization activity; structural constituent of chromatin. The transcript has 5 exons. NCBI's taxonomy places the organism in Eukaryota, Metazoa, Chordata, Actinopteri, Osteoglossiformes, Mormyridae.